AUGAACACUAUGGAAGGGAAGGAAGAGACCGAAGAGGACUCGCCCGCUUCCAGUUCCAAUAAUAUCAAAGGAUACUAUUACUCAAAUAGUAAUGUGGUGGCACCUUCUGAGGAUGCCACUGUAGAGGAUAAGCAACGCCAGAAGACGUACGAUCCUCAUAAUGCUCCGCCACCGAAACCACCUCCAGCGAGGGAGUUUGAUAACAACUUCUCGUACGUUGUAUCUUUGCGUGGGCGCUGGGGACGGUUAGGACUAGUUUUUAAUAGCUAAAUAUUCAAAAAAUUGUUUAAAAAAAACUUAUCCAGUAUCUUCAAAAAUUAUCAUAUUUCAGAACUGUGACAGAAAACAAAGGCUGGGACAUAUUUCGAUUACUUCCUCCAAAACCAGAUCGAAUUGGACAUGGUGAGUUGAAAUAUACUUGAAAUACAUAUGAUUUAUCUAUUCCACAAUUAAGAGACUGUCCAAGCAAUUCCGAAACAUAUCUAGCUCCCGUGUUUUCCAAAAAUUUAUCCUCUGAAUUUCUUUUCGUGUUUUUGUACCUGACGGAAAGGGUUUGAAAAUGAAGAUUAUCAGUACGGAAAAGUACGGGCAUUUUGCAACCGAUCAAAGUGUUCAAGCUUGCUGAAUACCGUAAUCAAUCGAACUCAACUAGAGCUUCUGAAUUUCUAUACCAGUGCAUUCUUUCUUUCAAGCUUGGAGGGAUUAUUUCCAGACCCCCUCCUCCAAUCUGUUCCAGAACCCUGGAGAUUGAACUCCUUCUCCAAUAUCAUUUUCACUUUUGUCGUUUCGGUGCAGAGAAGGGAAACCAAAAACCUCUGUUGGCCUAAGACCCAAAAGCCACUUGUAAACUGGAGGUGGGGUCAGUCAGUCUAAAAGUGUCAAAUAGCCCCCCCGUUCUUCUCAUCCUCUCUUCAUUUGCUCCCUCUUCAUUGAACCGUCUCGUUCAUUCACAGUUUCGGUGCUCCUCUUCUUCUUGGCUCUUUUGUUUGCUCCGGACGGAGCAUGCGCCGUGCGGUCACCUAAUUGACCUAUCUCACGAGGGAAAAAAGGGAAAGAAGGAGAAAAAGAUGGGGAAGAGGGAGAGGAAGAAGAUAUUGUCUAUUUUAAGAAGCUGUGAAUGAGGGAUUCGUUUAAGUUAAAUUAUUUUAGGAUUUUGGCACGAUGCCAGUCUCCAGGUGCUCAAACUUGCCACUUUUCUCGUGCUCUUCUUGCUCACUCUCGGCUCUGCGGUUAUUGCGAAAUCCACAUUUAUUCUGAUGACGUCGGCAAUCGGAUGGGGCGGACAGACGAUCACCAUCUGUAAUCAAGUCAUCUCGGAAGCAGUCCACAACACUGUUAAGCUGAAGAACGCGCACGUGGUAAAAUGGGUUUGGGCUACGCUUUUGGCCCUCUCCGCUCCAGAAGCGCUGUGUUUUGUGAGGUACGGAUUCGGUAAAAGUUGAAAAUUAUGGCUAAUUUUUAUUUAUUUAGGUCAAUGCACCGAACAAUGUUUCGAAAUGUUAAGCGCCCCACAUUCAUCCAAUUCGUCUUCGUUCUCAUCAUCGAGUCACUUCACAGCAUCGGGGUUGGAAUUCUCGUCUUCCGAAUUUUCCCCGACCUGGAUGCAGUCACUGCCGUCCAACUGACGAAUGCUAUGUGCUUCGUGCCGGCCGUACUGUCGCUGAUCAGCAGAAGACCCAGCAAAGUGUCUCUGAUCCUCGUCAUCAUUGACAUUGCGGCGAUUGCAGCACAGAGCAGUGGAUUCUGGGCUUAUCCGGUGAGUAAAAGCUGCUGCUUUUAUUUUAUACAAAGCUUUUUUCAGAUGUUCAUGCCGAAUCUUCAAAAGCAUUCAAUCGCCAUUCCGGUCUCUCUGUCCUUGAUUUCCUUGGCUUGGUGGCAGAACUUUGUGCAUCGUGACUCGAUUUUCCCUCCGGUCCGAACGCUGGCCAAGUUCGCGCAACGACUAUCCGAACGACGCUCGAAGACCUACGCAUUCGUCUCGCUCUGGAAAAUCUGCAUCUACGUCGUCUGUUGUUUUCUGUUUGUCUCAAGCCGCAUGAAGAUUGAAGAUAUGCUCCAGAAGGAUCCGUUCGGAGAGAAGCUACUUUCGGUUGCCGGUCUCGACAUGAAUCAGACUCAGAUUGAAAAGUUCCAAACCAGAAUCAACGCGAUGAUUGAGAUGGCUAACCGAGAGGCUGGGUACUAUUCGGCUCAACAGGCUAAAGCGAAACCAAAAAAACAACCAAAAGCGGAAGAAGCAGAACAGGUGGACGCGGGAGAGUACAUGAGAAGAGCUAAGCGCUUCAUUGGGGAUAAUGCUGCAGAAGACGAGGAGGAGCCUGAAGAGGAAGAGUUCUCAAGCUACAAUGUAAGUUUUUAAGAUCAUUUUUUCAAUAAGACUAUGAAACCAAUUGAAGAUCUACUCAAACUACGUCGAGCGGAACCAAUUGACAAUGGCCUACGACGCACUUUGGCUUGUGAUCAUACAGUUCGGAGCUGUAUUUGUGUGCUACCACAGCUCGAAAUUUGCCUGCAAAGUUAUGAUGCAACGGAUGGGAUUCGCUCUUCCGAUGGCUCUUUCCGUCCCAGCCACAGUGCUUUUGCUCUCAACCACUUGCAAAAUGAGGACUAAGGAUCCGUGCCAUCUCACCAAUGUUCUCACUGUGGUAAGAAUUCAUUCUCGGUGAUUCACGUAGACGUUUACUUUUUAGGAGCUUUUCUGGCAGUGCAACGGAACUUACACUAGUUUCGCCGACUUCCUUCUGAGCCCUCAAACGUGGAUCUGGUUGUGCUGGCUGGCUUCUCAGUUCUGGAUCACCAUCCAUUUGUGGAAUCCGAAACACGAAAGAUUGGCAAAGAGUGAAAAGCUGUUCAUUCUUCCCUACUACAUCGGUGCAUUCGUUGACCAAUCCUUGGCGUUCAACCGACGACGCGACGAUAAAGCGAAAAUCAAGGCGGAAGAUUUGGAGUUUGACUUGGAAGACUCUUCGCUGACUUACGAGACAAUCCCGGGACUGCAAGCGAAAACACCGCCAUCCGUGUGCUCGGCGAGCAGUAGUAAACUGGAGCACGGGAUGAUUCGAGACAGCGCUUCUUCCGCAGACGCCAUCACAAAGAUUUACGCUUGUGCGACCAUGUGGCAUGAGACGAGCCAUGAGAUGACGUGUAUGCUGAAGAGUCUGUUCAGAAUGGAUGAAGAUCAGUGCGCACGUAGGAAUGCUCAGAAGUAUUUGAAAGUCAUUGACCCAGACUACUACGAGUUUGAAGCUCACAUUUUCUUCGAUGACGCCUACGAUAUCAACGAAUACGGAGAGCCUGAAAUCAACAAGUUCGUCAAACAAAUUGUGAAUGUGAUUGAUCAAGCCGCUUCGGCAGUUCAUCAAACUCAGAUGAGACUGAAGCCUCCCAAGAAAGCCAAAACUCCGUACGGUGGAAAGUUGACAUACAUCAUGCCGGGAAAGAACAAGCUGUACAUUCAUCUCAAGGACAAUCAGAAGAUUCGACAUAGAAAGCGAUGGAGCCAAGUAAUGUAUCUCUACUAUUUGCUGGGAUACAGACUAAUGAUGAAGGUUGAUGACCCAUCCAGAAAGGAGAUUAUCUCGGAGAAUACCUUCAUUCUGACGCUCGAUGGCGAUGUGGACUUCACCCCGCAAUCCGUAUACCUUCUCGUCGAUCUCAUGAAGAAAAACAGAAGACUCGGAGCCGCGUGUGGAAGAAUUCACCCAAGAGGAGACGGAGCAAUGGUCUGGUACCAGAAAUUCGAGUAUGCAAUUGGACAUUGGCUGCAAAAGGCGACGGAACACAUGAUCGGAUGUGUCAUGUGCUCUCCGGGAUGUUUCUCCUUGUUCCGUGCCUACGCUUUGAUGGAUGACAAUGUGGCCAGAAGAUACGCUCUCAAAUCUGAAGAACCGAAGCACUUCAUCCAGUACGAUCAGGGAGAAGACCGUUGGUUGUGUACCUUGCUUUUGCAACGCGGAUAUCGUGUGGAGUACUGUGCGGCUUCUGAUGCUCAGACGUUCGCUCCAGAAGGCUUCAACGAAUUCUUCAAUCAACGUCGUCGCUGGAUUCCAUCAACCAUCUUUAAUAUAAUGGACUUGCUGAGGGAUUACAAGAAUGUAGUGAAUGUCAACGAAUCCAUCUCAAUUUGGUAUAUCAUUUACCAACUUGUGAUGCUCAUCUCCUCCAUCCUGGGACCUGGAACUAUCUUUGUGAUGAUUGUCGGAGCUAUCAGUAUCUCUUUCACUAUUGACACGAUGGUUUCUCUGGUGAUUGUGGCCAUUCCGGUCUUGAUCUUCAUUGUCGUUUGCAUCACUGCCAAGCCGGAGCACCAACUGAUCUGCGCUCAAACCAUCGGAGCUAUAUUUGCAAUGCUCAUGACAGCAGUGAUCGUGGGAACUUCCUUGCAGCUCCAGAAGGACGGUCUCCUCUCCCCUCACUCCAUGUUCACAGUGGCCGUGGCGACUUCCUUCCUGACUGCCGCAAUCCUUCAUCCUCUGGAGUUUACGUGCAUCAUUCCCGGAACCAUAUACUUUUUGGCCAUCCCGUGUAUGUACAUGCUUUUGCCUAUCUACAGUGUUUGCAACAUGCAUACGGUGGCAUGGGGAACUCGCGAGGAUCCACGACCUACCGAGAAAAAUGCGUUAACGAAGAAGCCGGUGAACGUGGAAUCGGGACUCAGAGACGAUCUGUCAUCUGGCUGUAGCAGGUUCUUGUGCUGCGGAAAGAACACCGUGGACCCGAUGAGUGUGGUGAUCAACGAGAAGCUGAACGAGGUGAUCAAGAAGGUGGACAGAAUCGAGCGAAAGCAACAUCCAACACUAGCUCGACGUGCAUCCAUUCUCUCGAGCACCGGUGGAACUAUUCAAAUCGACAAGUGCUCCGAGGCAGAUGAAGAUGAACAGGCUGAAAUUGAAGACGCUCUUGAAAUGUCGAAUCAAUCUCAUGCUGCCAAGAAGAAUCAAAAAUGGAAGCAGGCGCAAUCAGAAGCUUGGCUUGCCGAUAAAGCACUGAAACGAGCGGAAAGAGAGUUCUUGGAGCCAGAAGAAGAAUCCUUCUGGAACGAUGUAAUUGAAAAGUACCUGUCGCCACUGGUCAUGGACGGAAAGGACAUGGACCGUCUUCGUGCCGGUCUGAUUGCCAUCAGAAACUCGCACACCGUCUACUUCCUCAUGAUCAACGUGGUUUUCAUCAUUUCGGUGCUUGUGCUCCAAAUGCAUAAGGACUGCCUGAACAUUGAGUGGCCAUUCGGACCAAAGUUCAACCACACCAUCCGUCCGUGCUAUGAUGACAGUAAAGAAGAGGUUUGGGUGAUGACGCGGCUUCAACUCGAACCCAUUGGAUUGGUCUUCUUGGUGUUCUUCGUCAGUAUUUUGGUCAUCCAGUUCCUGGCCAUGUUGUGUCAUCGUUUCGGAACGCUUGCUCACAUCAUAGCCUCCACCGAGCUAUUCUGCUUCAGAAAAACCAUGGAUCGUUUGAGCGAAGUGAGCUUCAAGAAUAUCUUAAAGAUUCUACAAUAUCCGUUUUUUCCAGGAUGAAUUGGUGGCUCAGAACGCCGUGGAAAUAGCAAGAGAAUUACAAGCGAUACGGGGAAUCGAUGAGAACGCCCAUCCAAUUGAUAUGGUAUUUUUGAAGCGCUUUUCAAUUGAAUCUAUUGAGUUUUUCAGCCAACUGAAGACCGUGGAAUCUCCAGAAGAAGAGUUGUGCAGAAUCUGGAGUCUUCCAGAAGAUCAAUGAUGAAACGGAAGACAGAGACGUUGGAUGCUGCGUUCAAGAAACGGUUCGUCCUAAUAAAUUGAGACUAUGAGAACAGGUAAUUGCAGAUUCUUUGCGUUGUCCAGCGAGCAAGCUCCAGAUCCAGCUGGAUUCUCCGCCAGAGACAAUUCGAAGAGGUUAACGCUAAGGAAGGGAACGAUCCGAGCACUAGAACAUAGAAGAGAUUCUUUGUUUGGAACUUUAGAUAAUAGAAAGGUAAAUUAGAACUUCAAAAGUUUUCUUGAAUGCAUAUUAUCAACAAAUUUUCAGGAAGAUGAAGUCGACGCAACAGGAGCAUCAAUGCGAGGGCCUGCACAGCGAAGGCUCGAAAGACUGUUCACGGCGCAACAAGAUCAGCACAGUCCGAAUGAUGGAAACCGUCGGAAGUCAAGCUCCAGGCCCUGGGAGCAGCCGUCGGGAUCCGGAACGUCUGCCGCGAACGCAAACAGCGGAGAUGUCGAGCUCCGUAGAUUUUGAUUUUAAUUCUACUUCUAAUUUCUGAUUUAUCACCCAUUCCAUUCCAGAAUUUCUUCAGACUUCUAAUAAUUCAUACUCACCGAUUAAUUUAUUUUUUUAUUCCAUCAAGUUAUGUACAAUGUUUACACCUUCUAAUUUAUUUUUGUCCCCAUCUCCUUCUGCUACAAUUCUUUGUGCGUGUGUUGUUUCUCAAAAUCUUUCGCUGCCGACCCAUUGUCUUUCUGUGCUUUGCAAUACAAUAUUUUCUGUCAAUUCGUCCAAUGUUUCAGUGAAAGAUCAGGUUUAUUUUCUCAGCACUUCUGGGUGCAAACACGAAAACAAUAUUGAAUUGGCGUCACACUACGCAAAUUGAAUUCCAGGAUUGGCAUUUAUAUAGAAAAACCGCCAGCGUCGCCCUACUCAUAUCCAAUUGACGGGGAGUAAAAAUGAGAGGUUGACUUUCUCGAAUUCCUCUCAUUUUUGGCUCCUUUUUUAGCACUUUAUCUUUGGAGCCGAUAUAAUGUAUUAUGAAGACUUUUUCUAUUCUGUCAAUGUCAGUGACGAUGUGGUGUGGCCUGCAACAGAGAUGUGGGACAAGUUUCCGAUUUGGCAGACUCUUUUCUAUAUGUCCCUCAAUAUUCAUUACGUUCUUGUUCUGAUUACUGUCCGAAGGUUUAUGAAAGGCAGCUCGUUCUUCUUUAUAUAUUUUGUCACAGGUAAGCGGUGUGUGAACUUGUACGAGUCACGGGCAGAGUUGUAUGGCUAUAAUGAGGUAAAUGUCUACGUGCCGAAGCCUAAUUGAAAAACGGCUACAUACAUCACUUUGAAAUUUAAUUUAAGUUUAAACUGUUCCAGGAUGCUUCGACCUCUACUACUGCUACACCCUCACCACCUACAACAUUUUCAAGAACACCAUCAGUGGCCCCGCCUACAUUUGGCUCUCCCAACUAAACAGUACAUCCCUGUUCUUCGGCCUCUUCAAUAAUCUCUUCGGAAAUGGAAUGAUGGCCAUCAACCGUUUCUGUGCCACUUUUCUCUCGUAUGAACGGUACUGGCGUCCCCGGCACAUUCUAUUCUACUUCUCGUGCACCGCCACAACUUCCCUUCUCUGCUGCAUUCCCUACAUCCUGAGACAUCGCUCAUAUUACGUUAACAGCGGAAAAUGGGCGUAUACAAAUGUCCAACUCACUCUGGUUCUACAAAGAUCCAUUGCGAUUGCGGUGAUUGCGAGCUAUGAAAUUAUUGGGAUCACUAUGAGUAUCCUUACUGUUUACAGGCUGAAAAUAUAUAAGAUGAGCAGCAAAAAGAAUGAAAAGGUUGGAUUCAAAACUGUUUUUGAUACAUCUUAUUUAUAUUUAGAAUUUGAUAUUCGUAACUUCUCUUCAUAUCCUUCUUGAUAUCGUUGCCAUGGUCAUCAUGAUCGCAGAAUUUCUAGCAUGGCAAUUUCCGUUAGCUCUUUUUGCAGUUAGCAACGUAAGAAAGCACCCAUUUUCUGAUACUUUUUCCAAAAAAAUUUUAUUUUUCAGGUAUUCCCAGUAACGUACACUGUGGUAAUCCUGAACAGUGUCACUAUAGUUCUCACAAAUCAACGGGUUCGCAACGAGUACUUCAUGACGGUCAUGUUCUGGAAGAAGCGAGUGGAGGACAAGAAUAGCUCCACCCGAGCACCAACAUCAGUGGUUCCAGUGCCGAGCAUGGUAAAAGUUCAGGCUUAG
Caenorhabditis sp. 36 PRJEB53466 is the source of this 7901-nucleotide messenger RNA. NCBI's taxonomy places the organism in Eukaryota, Metazoa, Nematoda, Chromadorea, Rhabditida, Rhabditidae. The record is from the annotation of a GenBank genome assembly.